GUUACAAGACGUCGUGAAAUUAUACGAUCUGAUAUAAGCUCCCGAAAACCGGGCCCUUUUUAAGUUCUGGAUUUUCUGAAUCAUCGAGAGAAGGAGAGAGAGGGAGAGAGAGAUGGGGUUCGUGAUGGAGUUCGCGGAGAACCUGAUACGCCGGAUGAUGGAGGACCCCGAGGAGAGGGACAGGAAGAACAGGGAGCACAUCUACGCGGUGAAGGCUCGGUGCGACAAGACCAAGGAGAUGUGGGCGCUGCCCAUCAGGCCCUACGGCUUCUGGACCUUCGAGCGCCACAACGCGCAGCUCGCCCGCGACGCCCAGAUAAGCAACGCUGCUGGACGCCGCGACCCCUAUGACGAGCUCCUCCUCGACGACUCUAAGUAGCCUCGCCUCUCGGCCUGCCUACUUCUCUUACUGCUUCGCGUUGUUCAGGAAGGUGCAGGUGCAAUAAAAACACCUUGAUGGAUCCAUAUAACAUUGUUAAUCGAUUGUCUUCAGUGCAAUCUGUUACUUUUGGACAAUUAAACUCAAUGGUUAGACUGCAUGGAACUGUUUGAAAUUAAUGACUCAAGGUCUGUCCUGUUUAUGGUUAAUCUCAUGUUAUUUCAUUGACAAUUGUAGCAUACGGACACCCACUACAACAGUUCGCAUGCUCAUACUGGAAUCUCAUUAUCAUGUUCUUUAA
Nymphaea colorata (pocket water lily) is the source of this 680-nucleotide messenger RNA. RefSeq lists its product as uncharacterized. The record is from RefSeq and is a predicted model, not a curated record. The transcript has 2 exons. Bases 113 to 379 code for a protein of 88 amino acids. NCBI's taxonomy places the organism in Eukaryota, Viridiplantae, Streptophyta, Magnoliopsida, Nymphaeales, Nymphaeaceae.